Hypanus sabinus (Atlantic stingray) is the source of this 6997-nucleotide messenger RNA. It is a transcript of the gene slc33a1, whose product is annotated as solute carrier family 33 member 1. The record is from RefSeq and is a predicted model, not a curated record. The coding region runs from base 225 to 2012 and encodes 595 amino acids. NCBI's taxonomy places the organism in Eukaryota, Metazoa, Chordata, Chondrichthyes, Myliobatiformes, Dasyatidae. The transcript has 7 exons. Gene Ontology annotation, molecular function: acetyl-CoA transmembrane transporter activity. Gene Ontology annotation, cellular component: membrane.
GGAGGGUAGAGUGACUCUGGAGCGUUAAUUUACAUCACAAUGGCAGUUGUUCUGUUUGAGAGAAAAACAAACUCAGUAAGUCCUUCACACAAAGGUAACGUUGACAACAUGGCACGUACGGUGGAAAUAUUAAGGACACUGGCGGGAGGGUGCAGCGCCAUCCCACAUGGACAAGCCCAUGCUGCGGAGCGGCGCGGGAAAGCUCGCGUGUGCCGCCUCUGUGGAUGCGCGCGGCAUCCAACCCAUCCGACUCUGCCACGUCACUCGUGACCUCGCUUCCAGGGGGCAGAGACGCCGGGUCCAGCCAAGCCGCUCGGAAGGAACUGACGAUCGCGUCAGGCUCCAAACGUGGUGGGUUGAUUGAAGAACUGAGCUCUGAUAUUAGAUCUGACAUGUCUUCAUCAGAUAAACCCAAAGAACGCAGUAGACAACGUGUUCAAAAUCCACUUGAAGGUUUGCACAUGCAAAAUGAAGUGCAUAGCUACGAAACUAAUUUGGAAAUAGAUGAAAGGGGCCUUUUGAAAGAUUACGACAAUGGAUUAUCUAGCUCUGAUGGUCUUAAAAAAGAUCUCAAUAGCAUUUUACUGCUCUUAUUCCUCUAUAUCUUGCAGGGAAUUCCACUUGGUGUGGCUGGGAGCAUCCCACUAAUACUGCAGAGCAAAAAUGUUAGUUAUUCAGACCAAGCUAUUUACAGCUUUGUAUUUUGGCCAUUCAGUCUGAAACUGCUAUGGGCACCUUUAGUGGAUGCUAUGUAUCUUCCAAACUUUGGGCGAAGAAAGUCUUGGCUGGUGCCAACUCAAUAUUUUCUGGGGUUUUUUAUGCUUUUUCUGUCCUUUAAAGUGGAUGAGUUACUGAAAAGUGAUGAGCAUAUUAGCCCCAAUGUUGUUAAGCUUACAGCUGCUUUUUUCAUGUUUGGAUUCCUGGCUGCUACACAAGACAUAGCAGUGGAUGGCUGGGCAUUAACUAUGUUGUCAAAAGAAAAUGUAGGACUUGCUUCUACUUGCAACUCUGUUGGACAGACAGCAGGGUACUUUCUGGGUAAUGUACUCUUUUUGGCACUGGAAUCAGCAGAAUUCUGCAACAAAUAUAUACGCAUGGAAUCUCAACCAACUGGAAUUCUUUCUCUCGCAGAUUUUCUGUUUUUCUGGGGGAUAGUUUUCCUGGUGUCAACAACGUUGGUUAUGGUUCUUAAAAAGGAAAACAGUGGACAAACGGCAAUGCAUCAGGUUGCUCAGCAAGGAAUCAAGGAAACAUACAAGUCUCUCAUUUGUAUAAUAAGGAUGCCCGCUAUCUUAAAGUUCUGCAUCCUUAUGCUAACAUCAAAAAUUGGUUUCUCAGCUGCUGAUGAAGUGACUGGACUGAAGUUGAUUGAGAUGGGUGUGCCUAAAGAGCAGUUGGCUAUUCUCGCAGUACCCAUGGUUCCUCUGCAGAUAAUGCUACCUCUUGUAAUAAGUAAAUAUACAGCAGGCCAGAAACCACUGGAUGUUUUUUAUUGGGCAGUGCCAUUCAGGUUAGCAAUGGGUAUAGUAUUUGCUCUGUUAGUAUUUUGGACUCCUUUGGUAAAAGUGGAUACAGAGUUCCCUGUGUAUUAUUAUGGAAUCCUGCUGUUAAGUUAUGCCUUGCAUCAGGUAGCUGUCUAUAGCAUGUAUGUUGCUAUUAUGGCUUUUAAUGCUAAGAUUAGUGAUCCUUCAAUUGGAGGAACAUACAUGACUUUAUUGAAUACCAUCUGUAAUCUUGCUGGAAACUGGCCAGCUACUGCAGCCCUUUGGUUAGUGGAUCCACUCACUGUCAAGAAAUGUGUAGGUGUGCCCGAACAAAGUUGUAGAUCAGCAGCAGAUUUGGAGCUUUGUGUUAAAUCUGGUGGUUCAUGUGCAACAAUAACUGAUGGCUACUAUGUAGAAUCUGUAUUCUGCAUUUUCUUUGGACUUGCAUGGUGGCUCCGGUAUGGGAAAAAAUUCAGAAAUCUACAAAAUGAGCAUCCAUCCACAUGGCAGUGCAAGAGGAAUAAUUGAGUUCAUAAUGGAAGUUUGUGGAGUUUUAUGAAAAUUGGAUCUCUUGGCCAGUGUUCAAGAGACUGAAAAAAGAAAGUAUUUUAUCAGUUUUAUAACAUUUAAUUUGAGUAUGUCAAAUGAUUGCUGUAUGCUACAAGUAGUGCCGGUUAUGUAUCGCACUAAUUUUAAUUAGGCUUUUUUUGUUGAAGUUUAAAAAUUGCCUACUUGUGCAACAACAUCCAUUACAUAGAUAGCAAUCAAGUUGCAUUAUUUCAGAUGUCAUAUAAGGUACACUUGAACAGUGGCUCUAAAGCAAAUUGCAUGCCUGUUAGAAAAAUUGGCAAGCUUACUGCCUCUCUACUGAAAGUGAAAAUGCUUCACAGAGCAAUUACUUAAGAGCACAAUUGGUCUAGUAAAUCUAGUAAUUGCAACAAUGGCUACAUUUUGAAUUGCAAAUUCAUAUAAAUAUUUUGGGUCUAUUUACAUUAAGGAUGCUAUUGUUUUAGAUGUUUACCUUCCCACAAAAUUGCAGUACUAUAUCAGUGAAACGUUACCACACAAUACGACUUAACCUGAUAGUGGACUUAAGUGUAGAGACUUGCCUGUAAGAAUAAUUCUGAAGUCACCUUGCUUUGGUGUUUCUAUCAUACAUUUCACCUUUAAUUUUGUUUCAUCGCAUGUAGGGGGGUGGGGAUGAAAUGUAAAUUCAGCAAGAUGCUACAGCUAUUUAAACUAAUUUUAUAAAACAUAAUAAAUUGGGAUAAACUUGGAUGACAUCAGAGUAGCAUAGAAAAGGAAAAGAAAAUUUGAUAGACACCCAGCAGGUCAUAGAGCAUUUGUAAAAAGUGAAACAUCCUUUUCUGACAUAUCAAAGAAGCAAAAUAACAGCAUUGUAUAUUGUACAUUAAAUGGAUUUCAUUCAAAUUACUACUUCUGUCUAUAGUCCUUCUGGUUACUUUAAUUUCCAUAAAGCUAUCUUCUAUAUAUAUAUAUAUAUAUUUCUCAAAUGAAGACAGGAUUGCACCAGUGAAAUGCCUUUAUUCCUUUAGCUAAAUCAACUGUGAUAUCAUGUAGUGGUAAUCAUUCAAUCCAAAGAUCAUUAUUCAAUAGUCUGUCCAGGAUUUGAACAAUAUAAUUUAGACUAAUAUUUGCCUGCAACAGUGGGGACAUCAUCUUUGGAUAAGAUGUUAACUAAGACACCGUCCUCUUUUUAGAUAAUUAUGAAAACUAGGUGGUUGUGAUUAUUUGAAGUAGAGUUUGAAAUUAUGAUGUUCAAGCCAAUCCUUCUCUCUACAUUAAGAGCUCCAUGAUAAGAUGAAGUAUUCAUUUAAAUGCAUUGGCUGUUUAUGAAAUACUCCCAUUUUCAAAAUAGCUUCCGUAUUAAGUAAUAUAAUUGAAAAAUAAUUAUUAAAUAUGAACUGCUUUGUGGCAUUCUGAUAUAAUGAAACAUUAUUCACUUCCAACUUAUUUUUGAAAACUGUAUGCGAGCAUAACAGUAGAAAUAUUUGGCCUUUAGAGAAACUCAGUGACAGAAACUUGUAUUUAAGACCUUUUGAAUGAUGCUGAUUUCCACAUUAUGACUUGCAUUUUAUUCCAGCUAUUGUAACAUCUGGUUCAUCAUUUCAAAAUUUUGUCAUUUAAACUCUUCAGACCUUUCCUAUAGUCUGAAAUAUUUAUUGAUCUGAGGAGAAUGUGUUAAAUAACAUGGAUUUGAAAUUAAUAUGUACAUGGUACAUGGUACCAUUAAUAUGUACAUGGUACAUGGUACCAAGUGGUAUAUUUCUUUCUCAGUCAUUCAAAAUUCUUUAUGGAAGGAGAAAACCUCUCCUUUUGUUACCUACCAAUCUCCAUUUUGUUGGUGAAAUUUCAAUCAAUCGAAAUAGAUCUAAUAUUUCUGUAGGACUGAAUUUCUCACUAAGUGGGAUUGACUUGGGUUUCAGUCUCUUCCAAAUCCUUCAUUUGGACAAUCUGUUUACUCAAAACUGUAAGUUAACUACAAACUGAGAACUUUGAAUUAUUCAGCAUUUACUAAAUUAUCUGUGAUGUAUCGACAUACUGUAUUUAGUCAUCUCAAUAGUAUAAUAUUUUUCUUCUGGAGUCUAAUAAUUUAUAAUUGAUUUUGAUUGUAAACAAAGUACUAACUUUCACAACCAUUUGUAGGUAAGCUGCUAGAAACUUGUGAAGUUUUUUCCCCCAGGUUAAACUCAUUUGAUGUUCUUUAAAUAUAAAGACUAUUGUGCGUGAAAGCAGUGACCAACGACAAUGUGCUUUCCACAUCCUGAUUUCAAACGUAAGUUGUGUUUUAAAAAUAAAUUAAUUCAUUAUCACUGGUCAUUGAGCUGUAGAAUUAUAUAACCAUGAAACCAAGCCCAAAACCCAUCCACACUAAUUACAUUUUCACUCACCUCAACUUCAACUCCCUCUCCCACCCAAUUCUCUUACCACUUAAACUGCACUUAAGGCAAUUUAUGGUUGCCAAUUAAUUUACUAGCUAUUGCUACUUACGUUUGUGAUAGAAAACCAGCACACCUGGAGGAAGACCACGAUAUUAAAGGAAAAUAAAGCAGGCAAUGUCUGAAGCUAGGAUCAAUGCUGAUUUCUGGAGCCAAUUUAACAUCUGCCAGAGAAUGGAUAUCAGUUUUUUUAGUUUGCUCACUGAUGUCAGAUCUUCCUUCCAUCAAAUUAAAUAGAUGGCAGAGUGAGGGAUGUUUAACACAAGUCAAAUUGGUUCUGAAGGGAAACUAGUCUGAAAUUUUCAUCAAGAAACUUAUAAUUUCAAAUAUUCUCCAGUCUCAAAUCACUAACUAUUCUUCUCUUGUAACUUUGUCUUUGGCUCUUUAAGAGGUAUCAACCAAGGUUUCUUUUUGUGAUCAAAAACGAAUGUUUUUUUUGCACCAUGAAUGAAACAUAUUUGUUUCUGCUUCAUUUUACCACAUUAAAAGAAAAGAAUUAUGUUCCAAAUAGUGAAUUCAACCAUUAGCAGAAAAAUAUUUGAAAAUUUGUUUUUUUUUAAAUUGAUCUUGCUGGUGAAGAAAUCUUUAUUUAAUUAUGAAAUGUUUAUUUUUUCGAUAUUUCUGAUGAUCUGUGCAGUUAUUGGCAUCAAAAUUUGUGUUUUCAAAUUUCAGGUACACUAAUUAAUGAACAGAAGGCAAGGCAUGACAUUUUUAAAUGACUAUCCUGAUUUUACCAUUGGCACAGCUGGGCUUGUGCAGGCUUCAUUCUUGCAGAUGUUCCAAGGAAUCCUUGAAAAUGCAGCAGCCAGAUUAGAUUUAGUGUAUUUAGUAAAUGAAUAGUUUGUGCUGUAUUAAGUUGUACCUUCACUGGCAUCUUCUCCGGUGUCAUGUUGAAUUGAGUAUGACUUUGCUUCCUGUCAAGUUUUGAGGUGAAUAAUGAGUCAACUUUGGAUCCUGACUCUUCCACCGAUGGGACUGGAAGUGCCUGACAGGUGGGUAGUUUGUGAGGUGCUGAGCUCCUCCAACACUUACGCAGGACUUCUGUGUGCUUUCAAUGCAUGAACUUGAGGCUCUAAUACCUCCUCAAUUGUUCCAUUACCAUUUCAAGCAAUCAUGGGCCAAGAAUUCCGAAGAGUCAGUUGGGAUUUGCAUUUUGUCAAGAGGUUUGGAGGAAAAUCUUGAACAAUGUCUGUAUUAUUGUAUAUGCAAAUGACCUGGGCUGUCAAGAGGGGCAAACUGAGUGUAUUAAGGCUUUGAUCCUGAGACUACUGACCAGGGAGAAGAUGUCAUUGAUAUAGACAGACAGACAGACAUACUUUAUUGAACCAGAGGGGAAAUUGGGUUUCGUUACAGCCGCACCAACUAAGAAUAGUGAAGAAAUAUAGCAAUAUAAAACUAUAAAUAAUUAAAUAAUAAUAAGUUAAUCACGCCAAGUGGAAAUAAGUUCAGGACCAGCCUAUUGGCUCAGGGUGUCUGACCCUCCGAAGGAGGAGUUGUAAAGUUUGAUGCCCACAGGUAGGAAUGACUUCCUAUGACGCUCAGUGUUGCAUCUCAGUGGAAUGAGACUCUGGCUGAAUGUACUCCUGUGCCUAACCAGUACAUUAUGGAGUGGAUGGGAGACAUUGUCCAAGAUGGCAUGCAACUUGGACAGCAUCCUCUUUUCAGACACCACCAUCAGAGAGUCCAGUUCUACCCCAACAACAUCACUGGCCUUACGAAUGAGCUUGUUGAUUCUGUUGGUGUCUGCUACCCUCAGCCUGCUGCCCCAGCACACAACAGCUUAUAGUAUAUAUAGUAAACCUUCCAGGAUUUUGUAGAAGCAGUAGUGGUGGUAUCUUUUAAAUACUUUGAGGGAUCUGUUAUAGGUAGUUCAGAUGUCAAAGGAGAGGAAGGACGGCAGGACUCGUGGCUGUCUCAGCAGAUCAUUAGUUUUGUGCAUAUUUAAGGUUGUUUAUAUCUUCAACACCGUUUAAUCAUGGACAAAAGGCUAUGUUAGCUUAUUGAGGACAUUCAUAAAUAUGAUCAAUGUCUGUCUUCAUCAAAUGAUAACUCCCAAGAGUUUGAGUAGUUGACAUUUAUCUGUUUGCUGAAGGACAGUAUUGUGCAGAGGGUGCAGAUUGGUAGAGGACCUUUAUCAUUUGGGUGUUGAGUGCUGGGGUCAUACCAAUUUCCACUAAAAUCUUGUCUUUUCCAUUUAAUGCCUGACAGCAUCAAUUUAAUACUAUGGAGUUGUACACUACCAUAUUUAUUUAUUUGAACUUGUCUGGUGAUGUGCCUGCUAUUUUAAUAUAUGAACUUGCCAAGAAUAUCCUGGUUUUUUUUUAAAUUUGCUAGCUGAUUCUUAAUCAUGCUUCAAUAUUUACUGGUGGUUGUUUCUGUACUAACUUUUUUUGAACCAGCGAUGAGCAGUAUUUGAUCAAUUAGUGAAUAACUGAUUAUACUGUAGUGAUCAUUACUAAUAUUCUAUUUUUGAAUGAUGACUGCAUAUAUUUGUUGUGCUGAUUGUGAACUACCAAAAAAAACCCAAUAGUAUAUUAUAACUUAUCCAGUUAA